Molecule: messenger RNA, 386 nt
Organism: Gregarina niphandrodes
Lineage: Eukaryota; Apicomplexa; Conoidasida; Eugregarinorida; Gregarinidae
Product: shwachman-bodian-diamond syndrome protein
Exons: 1
Source: RefSeq, a predicted model, not a curated record
AUGAGUAGAAUUAACCAGCCGAAGAACCAAAUUCGUUUGACGAAUGUAUCGAUAGUUCGUUUGCGUGAUGGGCCAAACACGUUUGAGUUGGCAUGCUACCCGAACAAGGUGAAGGACUGGCGUCAGGGGAAGGAGACAGACCUGAGUGAGGUGUUGCAGAGUGACAAGAUAUUUAGUUGCGUGGGUAAAGGUCAGUUUGCGCGUGAUGCGGAGUUGAUAGGAAGUUUUGGGACAAGUGAUUUUUACGCUUGUGUUAAGCAGAUUUUGGCACAAGGUACGAUUCAAUUGAGUACCCGUGAGCGUAUGGUUCAGCAGCAGCAGUUCCAGAAGGAGGUGUACGUAUUAACUGCGCCUCGUCUGUUGCCUUUGAAGGCGACUUUGGCCCU